CAGUGACGCAGACUCACCCAAGUUCAAGACGAGCACGGGCAGCACAAAGUGGGUGCCAGAGAAGAAUGUGGUGCAGUGGAACAUCAAGUCUUUCCCUGGUGGGAAGGAGUACAUGAUGCGGGCUCACUUCAGUUUACCCAGUGUGGACGGGGAAGAGUUGGAGGCGAAGAGACCGAUCACUGUGAACUUUGAGAUCCCAUAUUUCACUGUGUCUGGGAUUCAGGUGCGUUACCUGAAGAUCAUAGAGAAGAGCGGUUACCAGGCAUUACCAUGGGUGCGCUACAUCACACAAAGUGGAGGUGAGAACAAACACACUUAUAAACCUAAACAUCUAUGAACACACACACUUUUCGUUUCACAUACUUGACUGCUUUUAGGAUUCAUUUGUUUUCGUUUGUAAGACAUCAUAUGCUUAGUGAUUGUGCUGCUUAAAGUCUGAAGCCUGUUGUGACUCGUCUUGGAUCCAUAUUAUUCCUUGUAAACCUCAUUUCAAAGAAGUGUUUGUCUCAGGUAUUCCUUCUCGAGAUAGAAUCUCAACACACACCUUGUCUGCCUCAUCAUGACUAGGAUGAGGGUCUGAAACCGGUUUCUCUUUAGGAACCCAAUUCUGCAUUUUUCAAAGCACGUUUAAAUGAUAAACAAACCAUUUCCUUAUCAGUACGUGUUGCCGUCUUGUCUUCCUACUAAAUAAUAGAAAAGUAUGGUCAGUGUGGUAUCGAUAAGGACUAAACCAUCUGAAUUAAUUACUGAUGAACAUCCAGCACCCACAUCGUAUAGGAUCUUUUAUCCUCCAGUUUUUCUGUUUUGCUUCUUUCCCCGUCCCAAGUCCAAACCCGUUAGCAAGGCGGAGGUUACCAAGAGGUUAAAUAUGAUGUUUUCUGUGGGAGAGCAGCGUGAGGAUCAGUCUUUCUCAAACACUAUUCAGCCUGUGCCCUACGAGUGAACCCAGCUGUAUAACAUCCGUCAUAUCCAUUACUUUGGCUCUAUCACCAUGAGUUACAUCCUCAGGGGAUUCCAAUGAAACCCCACAGGAUGCCAAGGAUGGAAACUUUACUACCCUGUUAGCCUCUGUGUCUUACUUUUUCAAAUGUGAACUGGAGUGCUGUAAACUCAAGCACUGCUUUGUUUAGGAGUGCUAAUCUGUGUAUUUAGUUUUUUCUUUUUCUGGGAGUGAACCGUCCCGGAUCACGUCUGCCAAAGUCAAGGGCGACGAGCACAGAGGGAUGUUUGAAAGUUUGUGAGCUAACUACUUUUAUCAACCUCUCUAAUCUUAAAUUAAACACUGGAUAAUGUUGAAAUAAAGAAGAAAAGACAUCUCUGACUUAAACACUUGCUUGAUUUUAAGACCGAUAACACAUCAUUGCAUAUAAAAGUGACAGCAUAUCGAUGAGAGUGCGGUGAAAUCCGUCUCAAGCAGCCCACUACAUUCAAUGGGGGGGACAAAUGGAAAUGAUAUGGAGAUUGAAGUCUGGUAUCUCCACUGGACCGCUGCCAGAAAUCCUUAAGUUUUGUAACUGCAAACGCGCCCGAGGAAUGAACCUGACGCCGUAACAUCCAUCAUAUCCAUUACCUGGACGUGUCGGGAACGAGUCGUGGGGCUGCGGAGGUUUGAGCGAUGCCUAAAAGUGCCGGGGCGGCUCCCAGGGUGGCACUCAGGGAAUGCCAAGGUUACUAUCGCCUCGCUGUGAUAUCAGCAAGAGAGCAGAAGAAGGAAAGAGAGAGAGUAAGUAAGGGAAAAGUCAAUGCUACAGCAUAGAACAGUGUGGUAGAUAUUUGUUGGUUUCCCAAUCUCUCCUCGAGGUCAGUAACCUUUCGUCCUCGGUUUAGAAAAUCCUGAUUAUUAAGAUUAUAUUGAAGAUGUUCUAUUAAAUGAAGUGUUGAAUCACUCUGGCCAAGUGGGGUGACAACACGGUGACUAUGCUCGUGGUCGAGUUAUGAAAACUUUUGAAUUGUCAGUUUUGCAAAUUGAGUCUUUGGCAACACUUCUUAAAAAAAUAAAUAAAAAUAACUAAAAAAAAACAUGCAAAGGUGAGAUAGUGACAGUGAGUGAUGUGUUCCUCAUCACUAAGCAGCAGUCGGUACACCAGAGAAUGAAGGUGGAGAUAAGGCAACCUGCACCUGAUCUUCAAAUCUCUUUGGAUAAAGCAGCUAGUGUUAGCUCUAUUUUAAGGAAAAGAUGCUUACAGACGAUAUAAAACGUUUUCAAACACGUGAAAAUCCAAAGAGAAAGAAACAUGUUUGACGUUUAGAUGAAUGCAAAUUAUUGUCUAAUACAAUCGCUGCAAAAAACGCAGGGGUCAUCAAAGGCAACGAUUCAGAGAGCUAUACGUGAACCUUUGAAACAGCCUGACGCACAAAUAAAAAGGCCUUAGAAAGUAGCCUUGUAAGUGUUUGUACUGCAGUUCAACCAUGUGUAGAAAAAC
Labrus bergylta (ballan wrasse) is the source of this 2423-nucleotide messenger RNA. The record is from RefSeq and is a predicted model, not a curated record. Lineage: Eukaryota; Metazoa; Chordata; Actinopteri; Labriformes; Labridae.